Iphiclides podalirius (scarce swallowtail) is the source of this 519-nucleotide messenger RNA. NCBI's taxonomy places the organism in Eukaryota, Metazoa, Arthropoda, Insecta, Lepidoptera, Papilionidae. The record is from the annotation of a GenBank genome assembly.
AUGGGCCUCCUGAACACGGUCAUUGGCGCAGUGUUUGGUCAGUACAAUUCACCUAUCUUAGAGGUGCGUGUGCGGGACUUACUUUUUGACGGCAUUAGGAUAUGCCAAAGUUCGGGCUUAAUCGUUGGAAUUGUAUGCAGCCAGAUCAGAGCUAUAGGAGCCAACUCUAAUAAUUUGGUCAUUCAGGACGACGGAUCGGUGGUUUUCUCCCUUCUGUCAUACAAGGAGCUACCAAGCAAGGUGUACAAAGUGCAUCGAGGGAUAAAUGAUCCAGAAGACUUAGGCCGUAUAAUCUCCUUCAACGGCUCGUCUCAUUUCGACUACUGGGUCGAUGACAACGAAAUGGAUGGAAAUGAAACAACAGCCAGCGUUUGUAACAUGAUCAACGGGACCGAUUCGGGAAUAUUCAAUCCAUUUAUAAGCCGCGACAAGCCGCUGUAUGCAAUCAACACAGAUAUAUGCAGGCAGGUACCAUGCUACCCUUUGUCCAUUAGCAGUAUUCAGUUCGAAUAUCGACGG